AUGGAGUUAAAAAUGGGAAGAAAAACGGCACAGCCUCUGCUGCUGUUGCUACUGAUUGCUAGUUCUUCGUUGACCGUGUUUGGGCAACGUCUGACACCGGCUGCGGAGUGGAACAAUCGUGAGUUUUCACCGGUUCAGGAUGAGUCCAGCCCGCGGGAUGAUCUCGUCGACCAGAGCUAUCGCCUGCCGACCGAUACGGUUCCCACACACUAUACCAUCCGGUUGCACACGGACCUGCACACGGGAAGCCGCACAUUCCACGGUGCCGUCGAUGUGCACUUUGAUGUGAUCGUACCGACGAACGCAAUCACGAUGCACAACCGGGGUUUGGCGAUCGCCUCUGCCGCUCUGUUUGCCAAGCAACAAGACGGUCUGCUGGUGGAGUUUGGAUUCCCGCACUACGAGCUGGACGCACGCACGGAGCAGCUUACGUUCCAUCCAGGACAAGUGCUUCCGAUUGGGAGCUACGUGCUAGCGAUCGAGUAUAGUGGCAUGCUCGAGACGUCUUCUAACAGUGGGUUCUUCCUGAAGUCCUACGUCAAUGACGCAGGUGUUCGCCGGUACGUUGGUACUACGCAGUUCGAAUCGACCAACGCGCGCAUGGCUUAUCCAUGCUACGACGAACCGCUCCUUAAGGCUAGCCACACUCUGUGGAUCACGCACAGUGGCGAGUACAACGCCGUCUCUAAUAUGCCCGUUGAAGCGAUCGUUCCGUCCGAGACGGACGAUGGUUAUGUGACGACCAAAUUCGGACCGACACCCAAGAUGUCAACCUAUCUGCUGGCAUUCGGUGUGUCCGACUUCGUCUCCAUCGAGGAUGGAAAGCAGCAGGUGUACGCUCGUCCGAAUGCCAUCCACGAGGCUAAGUUUGCGCUGGAAGCAGGUGUUAAGACAUUGGACGCACUGAAUGAGUACACGUACGUGUCGUACUACGACUACAUGCCUAAGCUUUCGCAGAUGGCCAUCCCGGAUCGUGGAGGUGGUGCUAUGGAAAACUGGGGCUUGGUUAAGUACGGAGAACCUGCACUGCUGUUCAACCCGGAUCGCAACACGUACCGUACACGCAAGGGCAUUGCUGUAGUCAUCUCGCACGAGUACGCCCACCAAUGGUUCGGGAACCUGGUUGGACCGCACUGGUGGAGCUACAUCUGGCUCAACGAGGGUUUUGCCAAUCUCUUCGGCUACAUUGGUGCUGAUCUGGCGUACCCGUCGGAGCGCUAUUGGGAUCUGUAUGCGGUUGAGAACGUUCAAAAUGCGUUUGGACCUGACUCUACUGAAACCAUCCGACCGAUGACGCAGGAUGCUACGACUCCAUCGGCCAUUUCGGGACUCUUCGACUCAAUUGCUUAUGACAAAUCUGGAAGCGUACUAAACAUGUUCCGAAUGGUGCUCGGUGACGACAACUUCCGCGCAGGUCUGAAGGUGUACUUCGAGAACCGCCAGCUGGAUGGUGCCGUUGCGGAUGAUUUAUACGCAGGACUACAGGCGGCCAUCGACAACACGGACGUGCUGCCGGCAGGUGUCAACGUGAAGCUGCUAAUGGACAGCUGGACGACGGAACCAGGCUACCCGGUGUUAACCGUGCGUCGUAACUACAACGAUGGAUCGGUGAUCCUGUCGCAGGAGCGCUUCUACGAUGACAAGCGCAUGCCAAACAACCACGUUUGGUUCAUCCCGUACUCCUACGCCAGCGCAUCCAAGCCAAACUUUGACGAUCUUGCGCACUUCCGUUGGCUAUCGGAGAAGGCCGAUCGCUUGGAAACCACCGUUCCUGCUGACGAGUGGAUCAUCUUCAACAAAAAGCAGACGGGUUACUACCGAGUGAACUAUGACGCCCACAACUGGCUGAUGAUCGCGGAAGCUCUCCGUCAAGAUCCGUCCGUCAUCCAUCGGUUCAACCGCGCUCAGCUGAUCAACGAUGCGUUCCAUCUAGCUCGUGCCAAUCGCCAUGAUAUGACAAUGGCAUUGGAUCUGCUGCGAUACCUUUCCGCGGAACACGAGUACGUUCCUUGGGCGGCAGCUAACGGUGUGCUGAACUACUUCUACAACAAGCUGCGCGGAACUGCCAACUAUCACGAUUUCAUCGUGUACGUUGAUGCCCUUAUCGGUAAGGUGUUCGAUAGCCUCGGUGACAUCACCGCGGUGCCAGAGGACGAAGCUCUACUGCACAAGUACCUGAAGCAGCUCAUCUCAACCUGGGCCUGCCGGGUCGGCUACACCGAAUGUCUGCGUCAGACGACCGAGGCUCUGCACGAGGCCGUCGAAAGCAACACUCCGGUACAUCCGGACGUGUCGUACGUCGUGUACUGCUACGGUCUGAAGGGUGCCACUGACGAAGAGUACCGCUGGCUGUUUGAUCAGAUGAUCCAAUCACGCAACGAAGCCGAACGUACCCUACUGAUUGACGCACUGGGAUGCGCUCAGGAUCAGUCUCAACUCAAAUCACUCCUCUCCGUUGCCAUCGGAAGCAACUCCGAGCUGGACAGUCUGCUGCCAAGCGAGCGAUCUCGCAUCGUCUCAUCGAUCUACUCGGCGGGUCGCUUCGGAGUGGAGGCUCUAAUCGAUUCCUUGUCCGAUCCGGUCAUUGCCGGCGAGUUCCUGAACCGUCUCGGUCAGGGUACGCUGAACGGUGUCGUGUCAAAUGUGGCCUCGCGUACCAACAACGCAGGUGAGCUGAAGCAACUAGAACACUUUUUGGAGGCACUAGGCAAUCUGAUCAGCCCGGAAACGGCAGCAGCUGCCCUGCGUACGGUGAGCACCAACGAAGCGUGGUUCGAUUCGUACGAAGGCGUCCUUUCGACCACGUACUUUGCUGAUUUUGCUAACUGA
Anopheles nili is the source of this 2829-nucleotide messenger RNA. RefSeq names its product aminopeptidase N-like. Gene Ontology annotation, biological process: peptide catabolic process; proteolysis. Gene Ontology annotation, cellular component: cytoplasm. Lineage: Eukaryota; Metazoa; Arthropoda; Insecta; Diptera; Culicidae. The transcript has 2 exons. Gene Ontology annotation, molecular function: zinc ion binding; peptide binding; metalloaminopeptidase activity. The coding region runs from base 1 to 2829 and encodes 942 amino acids. The record is from RefSeq and is a predicted model, not a curated record.